Messenger RNA from Bombus huntii, 2596 nucleotides. Its product is annotated as mitochondrial sodium/calcium exchanger protein-like. NCBI's taxonomy places the organism in Eukaryota, Metazoa, Arthropoda, Insecta, Hymenoptera, Apidae. Gene Ontology annotation, molecular function: calcium:sodium antiporter activity. Gene Ontology annotation, cellular component: membrane. The coding region runs from base 1 to 1779 and encodes 592 amino acids. Gene Ontology annotation, biological process: transmembrane transport; intracellular calcium ion homeostasis; monoatomic cation transport. The record is from RefSeq and is a predicted model, not a curated record. The transcript has 9 exons.
AUGGAUACUUACCGAUACGACGAUUGUUCAUACGUUUGGAACAUUCCCACUGAAGAUCGUUGUAGAUGGGUGAAAGAAACCAAAGAUUGUUUCACGGAUUCCGUAAUUCAAUAUACGGAAAUCCUUUUUUGCUCCUUUGGUUCGGAGAACACGUUUUUAUUCACUAUAGGACUGGCGAUAAUGGUCAUAUGGCUUUUAUAUCUGUUUUUAAUUUUAGGAACUACAGCGGACAAUUUCUUCUGCCCGUCACUGGCGGUGAUAGCCAGUGUUUUGCAGCUGUCGGACAAUAUAGCCGGGGUGACGAUAUUGGCAUUCGGAAACGGUGCUCCUGACAUCUUCACGUCCCUCGUAUCGGGUACCGACGAAGGGAUAAUAAUGUUCACGGAAUUAAUCGGCGCCGGUGUCUUCGUGACGGCGAUUAUCGCCGGCUCUGUUGCGGUAGUCAAGCCCUUUCGAGUCCUGUUGAAACCCUUGAUGAGAGACGCAUGCUUUUACAUCGUUACGGUAUGCUGGAUCAGCUACGUCAUAAAAGAUGGCACGGUUCACCUUUGGGAAGCUAUCAGCUUUGUUCUUUGCUACCUAUUGUUCAUCAGCCUGGUGGUGAUAAUGCAGAUAUACGAGAACCGGGAGGAGAGGCUAAAAAGCAGGAUCCCAAGCGUACCCGAUCCAGAUAUCCUGCGCACUUACUUGGCGAACAAGGACAAGGACAUCAUUCCCAGGAUUCCCGUAAAGGGUCGUGCCGUUAGGUUGCGAACUAAGAUGGAUAUUGCAAUUGCGGUCGAGCUGGAGAAAGAACAGAGGCAAAACAGAACAACACUGCCAGAAGAGAUGGUGGUAGAAGACGUCGACAGGCCAAAGGGACUUUUCAAGGAAUUUCUCUAUGACAUUAAUCCGAUAGGAGAAGAAGAUUGGACAAGUGCAAAUCGAUUCGUUAAAUUUAUUUUAAUCAUACGUUCGCCCGUCAUGCUUCUUCUUCAAUUAUUUAUUCCGCUUGUGAACAUGACUACGGUAAAGAGAGGUUGGACCAAGUUGCUAAAUUGCUUCCAGCUGUGUGUGACACCGACGUUGUCGUUGUUUCUAUUAAACGUAGUUAAAAAUAUCUUCGGUCAGCUAUCACGACUGCCAUCUCAUUUUCACCCUCGUUCCGUAGUUUGGAAAACACAUUUUGGCCCGGUUUCAGUGGUGCCAAUAUUCCUGGUGGUCGGUACCGUAAUUGGUGUAAUUGUAUUUCUAAUGACCCACGUGGAUCGCGUACCAAAGUUUCAUAACGCUUUUGCAUUUUUCGGAUUCUUGGCUGCUAUGCUGACGGUCUAUUUGGUAGCCGGGGAGGUGAUGGCAGUCCUCCAAUGCGUAGGAUACGCUUUCAGUAUAUCGGACGCCAUGCUCGGUAUUACGUUCCUCGCGUGGGGAAACAGCGUAGGUGAUCUCAUAUCGAACGUCGCCAUAGCUAGACAAGGAUUUCCACGAAUGGGAUAUGCAGCUUGCUUUGGCGGACCGAUGUUCAAUACACUCUUGGGAUUGGGACUAACUUACGGAAUGGCAGCCAGCAAACACCCAGAGCAUCGUACAAACAUGAGAAUGAGCGAUAUGGCGCCUGGUUGUUUGGCUUUCCUUCUGUGCUCAUUAAUAACGUCUAUUAUUUACUUAAACAUUACCGGGUCUAUAGCACGAAAAUCAUACGGCUAUCUCUUAUAUACUAUAUAUUUCACGUUUAUUCUCAUUCAGUUCCUCAGCGAAUUCAAAGCGAUUCAUCCACUCGGUACCGAUCAUCGACCGUAACUAGAAUCGGAUAAAAUUCUUAAUGAGUAACUUGAAUCGCAUUUGCACGGUAAUGCUGAGACAAAUACGCGAAAAAUAAAUAAUACGUACAUAUAAUAUCGACUAUCUUUAUAAAAGAGCAGAUUACAGGAAAAGAACCCGAUUAUUUCUUCCGAAAGUAUAGUUUCAAAAUUUAAAUACGUUGUCUCAGUCCAUUCUAUAUUAGCGAAAUUGUUUUUGUAUUUAAUUUUGGAACUAAACGUAUAUUGUUUCACCUACUUCAUAAUUUUAAUGAUAUCGCUUGUCAUGAUGUUAAAAUAUGGAAGAUAUUCAAAUAUAUUUAUCUUAAUAGUCGUACAUUUUUUUCAAAAUUUUGUUAUAAAUUAAAAGUUACAUUUAAAAGGCUUAUAUGCAUGUGAUAGGUUGUUUUUGUCUUCAACUAUAUCAUAUCAAAAUACUAUUUUUUAAUCAGAAAAUGACAUUAAAAUCAGAAAGUCGACAGAAAUGUUCUGGUUUCUUUUUCUUGUAAUCUUCAAGUAGAAAGUAAGUAUGUUGAUUUAAAUUAAACCAUAUAUUUAUUAUAUCUUGCAGUGUAAAUGUUAAUACUUUUAUACUGUAGGCUGUAUUUACGUUAAUAUUAUGAGAACUAAAUAUUUUAUUCUAAACUGAAGUAUGUUUAUAGUUAAAUUCGCUAAAAAUUUAUGUACAUCGCCAUGACUUUCAUUUAUUAUUCGGAAAUGAAAAUUAAAUUUCAAUUAACCAAAUUUUAACUCAAUCUACUAGUAACGACAAGAAUUUGUAUUAUAUGGAAAUGAUAGAAUGCCUAUAAAACAUUAUA